ACUUAUGUGCCGUCGCCCCUUUUUCCAAGCCGCCGAAGAAAAUUUCACGAUCUCGGAACAAGUCUUUUUGCAAGCGUUUGGUUUUAUGGCGGAAAUGAUGAAUGAUGAUACUCACAAGUUAUUUGAACGAGUUUCCAAAAAGAUGGGCUGGACGGGGUACGAUGGGCUGGACAUUGCAGAAAAGAAGCUGAUUAAUGUGAUUGGGAAGCAACGCCGUGGUGCCACAAGUGGGGAUCAUUUUGGAGACCAAUCAGUGUCGCCUGUCCAUUAUCUCUCUGAGGAGGAAGACAAAGAGAACCAGCACUUCAACGGCAAUGUAUACAAAAACCCUGUUUUGACUGACUCCAGUGAUGAUGAAUUUGACCAACUUCUUGUGAACUGGGCCACUCCAAAAACUAAAUGUGCCUCAAAGAAACCAUGCAGUUCUGUGAAGACAGACAGUGUUUUUACAGUAAGCUCAGAUGAUGAUGAUGAUGAUAGUGGCGGUUUUGAAAAAUUCCUGCAACGUGUGAAAACUCCAUCAACCAAGUCCAAGAAAGUAUCAGAGAGUGAAAGUGAGGACAGCCUUAAAAAUUUCAUUGUGGAUGAUGACUUCGUUCAGACAAAAUCAUCCUUUAAAGUGCCUAAGAAGAGCAACACUCUGGCCACCCAAAAUAAAUUCAGGAGACCACUGCCACUGUCUCAAUGUGUCUCCUCGGUGUUCAUCAGUGACAGUGAGGAUGAGGAUGAUAUUACCAUCAAGACCACUUGGAGGACUCGCCGCUCAAAGCCAAAUUCUCUGCCAAAACCCAAUGAGAACAACUCCGUGCCUUGCGACCAAACGUACACCCCACCAUCACCGUAUUCGCCGCCCAUCUCCUUCGUUUUUCCUCGGCCUUCCCACCGUACUGCAACGUCUCCGCUUUCUCCCAAGCGGACACUUUCAGCUCCUUCCAAGCUGGAGAACUCAUCCAGUUCAGAAGAGGAAUUCAUGUCAUUACUGGACAGGCUUAGAAAGAAGAACACAUUCACUGGUGCUAUGUGCACACCUAAGACCAACAAAGAAUUCAGUGAGGACCCUCCUGUGUCACUUCCCAUCCAGCAGCUGGCUAAACCCAGGUCAUUAGGUGGAAAAACUUUGGAUGCAAAGACUCCUGGGAAAAGCACCACCUUAAAGCUGACACUGAGCCAGACAGAGCCCAGACACACCUCCAUCAGCAGACUAGCAUUGUGCAAAACCCCAGGUUGCUUCUUGGAGUCCCUAUCGAACCCUGCCUCCAGUUAUUGCCAUUAUUUUAAGCAAAAAAAGGAAGAACUUACAGGCAAACUGUACCAGAUGUACAACAGCAGUGUGUUUGAUGGAAAGCUCCCCAUCAAUAUGUCCGUGACUUGGAACAAAAAGAUGCGGCAAACAGCAGGCUACUGUAUCACUGGACAGGAGCGAGGUAGAGGGGACCGUUACGCUCGCAUCGAACUAUCCGAGAAAGUCUGUGAUUCUGCAGAUCGCCUCCGAGACACACUGAUCCAUGAGAUGUGCCAUGCUGCGACCUGGCUGAUCAACGGCGUGAGGGAUGGACACGGAAGCGUAUGGAAGCUAUAUGCAAGGAAGUCCACCCUGGUGCACCCUGAGCUGCCGAUGGUGAAUCGCUGCCACAAUUAUGACAUCAAGUACAAAUUCCAGUACCAGUGCACUGGCUGUCAGAAUACGAUCGGGCGUCAUUCCAAGUCCCUGGACACCCAGAAGUUCGUGUGUGCACGUUGCACCGGUAAACUUGUCCUGCUCACAUCAUCCAAGCCUCGUCCUCCUACGCCUUUCGCCAAAUUUGUGAAAGAGAAUUAUGGGUCUGUACGCCAGCAGCUGGCAAAGCAGAGCCAUGCAGAAGUCAUGCGGAAACUCAGCAAAGACUUUGCCUCUAAGAAUAAACUAAGUGACUUUCAAAGUUCAGACCUCUGAGAACUAACGAAAAUAGCGGGCGCCUCCCUGGCACCCAGGGACUGAGAGCAGCCCCGGGACCGGCAUCCCCCAGGAGGGCAACACUGACACAACCAGACCCAAGAGGAGGACGGGGAAACAGGCCCCGUAUCCCCACAGGCCCACCUCUCAGAUCCAGAAGGACCAGGGGUUCAAGUGCAUGCAAGUGACCCUAUGGCGUGCACAGGGGUCUAAAAUGACAAGAUAUGAUUUGGUCACAUUACAUUGCUGUAUGAUGAUCAUUCCGAGGCAAAAAGAAUCAAGCUUCAAGUGCUAAUGUUGCAAAUUUUGUGGGUAUGUGGAAUAAUGUACAAUUUUGUAGAAGAAUUUGGGUAAUGUAUAACAUAUUUUGUAGUUUGAAUAGUUCAAGAAAUGUUGAAGAACAUGGUGAAUUACGUACUGAUGUGGGGAUUUUGUUGACGAAAAAUGUAAAAAAUCUUGGUACCUGGGAAUUUUUCGAAUGUUGAAAAUUAUUCCCAAGGUAAAUUGAAUGAGCUGAACAUUUUGAAUACGUACUGGGAACAAUGUUACACUUUUUGACACGGCGCUACAUUUUCAAUAGGACUUUUUUGGGGUAGUUUUAGGGAAUUGUGUCGUCAUGAUAAGAAGUUAAAAAAAAAUAAAAAUUAAUU
Messenger RNA from Phycodurus eques (leafy seadragon), 2583 nucleotides. RefSeq names its product germ cell nuclear acidic peptidase (gene gcna). The coding region runs from base 5 to 1933 and encodes 642 amino acids. Lineage: Eukaryota; Metazoa; Chordata; Actinopteri; Syngnathiformes; Syngnathidae. The transcript has 14 exons. The record is from RefSeq and is a predicted model, not a curated record. Gene Ontology annotation, cellular component: nucleus.